CGAGUCCAGUUGCUCCUUCCUCAGUGUGUUCACAGAGAUUGUCAGUUCGUUUAGGUUUGUUACGGAUUUUGUCGUGAACUAGCCGCUGCAUCUACAUCGAAAUGGCUGAUCAGCUUACAGAAGAGCAGAUUGCUGAGUUCAAGGAGGCGUUUUCGCUCUUUGACAAGGAUGGAGAUGGCACCAUCACCACCAAAGAGCUGGGAACUGUCAUGCGCUCUCUGGGCCAGAACCCCACAGAGGCAGAGCUGCAGGACAUGAUCAAUGAAGUGGAUGCUGAUGGAAAUGGAACGAUAGACUUCCCAGAGUUUCUCACCAUGAUGGCCAGGAAGAUGAAGGACACAGACAGUGAGGAGGAGAUCAGAGAAGCAUUCCGUGUCUUUGACAAGGAUGGUAAUGGAUACAUCAGUGCUGCUGAGCUGCGCCAUGUGAUGACAAACCUUGGGGAGAAGCUGACUGAUGAAGAAGUGGACGAGAUGAUCAGAGAAGCAGACAUUGAUGGAGAUGGACAGGUCAACUAUGAAGAGUUUGUACAAAUGAUGACGGCGAAGUGAAGGGCUUGUACAGAUUUCGUAUAUAAAUAAUUUGCCUUUUUUUUUCUUUGUGUAAUUUAUCUGUAAAAUCUUAAUAGCCCCCUUCGUCCCUGCCCCUUCUGCUGUCCAAAGGAACUGCAUGUAAACUGCAUAGGCUCUUGUCCCAUGUCCCUUUUUUCUUUUGCUGUCAUGGUGUUUUGGAGUGACGGAAUGGUCAUACAACCAGAUGCCUGUGGAGGCCCCUGGGAGCCGGAGAACUUCGAAUCUUCCCGUCUUGCGUGCUCGGGGCCACUCCACGCAUGGCGACAUUGGAAACCUGUCAGCUGGUUGUCACUUGGCAACACUGUUGGCAUGGAAACAAUGUAGAGGAGUUUAAACUCUGCAUGGACUACGGACAAAGUAUAUAUUGUAAUCUCUCAGCAUUGCACUACUGCAAAAAAA
Perca flavescens (yellow perch) is the source of this 971-nucleotide messenger RNA. RefSeq names its product calmodulin 2a (phosphorylase kinase, delta) (gene calm2a). Gene Ontology annotation, molecular function: calcium ion binding. The record is from RefSeq and is a predicted model, not a curated record. NCBI's taxonomy places the organism in Eukaryota, Metazoa, Chordata, Actinopteri, Perciformes, Percidae. Gene Ontology annotation, cellular component: myosin II complex. Bases 102 to 551 code for a protein of 149 amino acids. The transcript is spliced from 6 exons.